Messenger RNA from Helobdella robusta, 907 nucleotides. RefSeq lists its product as hypothetical. The record is from RefSeq and is a predicted model, not a curated record. Gene Ontology annotation, molecular function: G protein-coupled receptor activity. Gene Ontology annotation, cellular component: membrane. The coding region runs from base 7 to 597 and encodes 196 amino acids. NCBI's taxonomy places the organism in Eukaryota, Metazoa, Annelida, Clitellata, Rhynchobdellida, Glossiphoniidae. Gene Ontology annotation, biological process: G protein-coupled receptor signaling pathway. The transcript is spliced from 4 exons.
GGCUUCAUGUCCGUCACGUACGUUCGUAUCGCCAUGACACUCUGGAGUAACAACAUCCCAUCUGAGAAUGGGAGCAUGCCAACUGAUCCUGCUUUGAGUGGCAGCAGCAGUAGCGGUAGUAACAACCAGAUGACGAACCAGGUGAUGGCGAGGAGGAAUGUUGCCAAAAUGCUCAUCGUCGUCGUCAUCGCCUUCGCCGUCUGCUACAUGCCAAUUCACUGCGCUAACUUUUUAAGGUAUUUGAAGGUUGGUAUUGAGGAGCACCCGGAACUUAUGUCAGGAUUGUGGUUCAUAGCUCAUUGGCUCUGCUACUUCAACAGUGCCGUCAAUCCCAUCAUUUACAACUUCAUGAGCGCAAAAUUUAGAAUGGAAUUUGCGGAGACGUGCAGAAUUUGUUGCUGUUGCACUUCCUCGUGUCCAAUAAGGCUGUCGAACCGGGGAAUGAAUACGGUAAGGAAUCAAUCUCUCAACUCUCUGAAGUACACGGUCAACAACACGCAAGUUGACCAGUUCACUCUGUCCACAUUCAACACUGAUGAUGGCAAGAAGAAGCUGUGCCAACGAUCCAUCCUUCGAAAUGCCCACCCAUUGCAGUAAUUAUCUUUGGCAUCAUUUGUAACAUUCACAUAUGAUACAUAUGAAACAUGAUACAUUAUUGGUAAUCUUGUUGAUGUUAAUGUUACACUGUUUCGGGGUUUAUUUGAUGUUAUUUAAAUUCAAUCAAUGAUGGCGUAAAUAAUAUUCUGAAACUGAAAUUAAGUAAAUAACGGUGGAUUCUAUUUUCAAACUUUUCUUUCGAGCAGGCAGUUCGUUAUAUUUUUGUAGAAUCAUUAAUAUGUACAGUACAAUUAAUUUUAAUAUGUAAUUCAUAAAUAAAUAAACCUCUUUAAUUAAUUUUAAUAUGUAA